AUGCCUCGAGGGCGCAAAUCCGCCACUACCCGAGCCGCUUCUGGCGGCCAGUCCAGACUCUCAUUUAACAAUCGAGUGACGAAGACGAGCGCACAAGCACAGAGAGAUGAAGAAGUGGCCAGCGCCCAGAAACUCGCCCAGAUCGAAGACACUCUGCAGCAGGGACAACCAGAGCCAGAAGUCGUGGAUGUGAAAGUUAAAAAUGAACCGGAACUAGGACCAACACAACGGAAGGUUGAAGAUCACGAACAAUCAGAAACCGAGCACAUCGUAGAGGAAGAACCAGAACCAUCGAAAACCUCAGCGAGACGGAGAGUCAAAUCAGUCAAGGGCAAGGACGAGAGAGAGCUAGCCGCGGAGAAGAUCACGGAUGCGCAACUCAAGAAGUAUUGGCAGAAGGAAGAAGCCUCGAGGCUUGCUCCAAGAGUACACCAGGAGACCCUCCCUCUCCACGAAAAGAUCCUCCGACACUUCGACCUCUCAUCCCAGUAUGGUCCUUGUAUCGGCGUUCCACGCCUGACACGCUGGCGGCGAGCUAAUACUCUCGGCCUGCAACCGCCCAUCGAAGUCCUCGCCGUGCUGCUCAGAGAAGAAGAAGGUGGUGAUGCGACAGAGGGCCCGCAUUAUGGACGCAAGGGUCGGAGUCAGGGCUGUGGGAAAAUGGCGUAUAUUGAUGAACUUGGAGGUGGACGGGUUGUGCUUGUCGAGUAA
Messenger RNA from Cladophialophora yegresii CBS 114405, 711 nucleotides. RefSeq lists its product as uncharacterized. Gene Ontology annotation, molecular function: DNA-directed DNA polymerase activity. Gene Ontology annotation, cellular component: delta DNA polymerase complex. The transcript is spliced from 2 exons. NCBI's taxonomy places the organism in Eukaryota, Fungi, Ascomycota, Eurotiomycetes, Chaetothyriales, Herpotrichiellaceae. Gene Ontology annotation, biological process: DNA synthesis involved in DNA repair; DNA-templated DNA replication. The coding region runs from base 1 to 711 and encodes 236 amino acids. The record is from RefSeq and is a predicted model, not a curated record.